This is a messenger RNA of Monodelphis domestica (gray short-tailed opossum), 1137 nucleotides long. NCBI's taxonomy places the organism in Eukaryota, Metazoa, Chordata, Mammalia, Didelphimorphia, Didelphidae. The record is from RefSeq and is a predicted model, not a curated record.
AAUUGUUAGAUCUUGAGAACCAGAAGAACAUUGUGCCAUUGUCUAGCCCUUGCCACUCUUCAGUCUUAGAACUGAUAAUAAGACCAAAGUUAAGGGAUAUGUGUGUGAGUGUGAGUAUGUACGAAAUACUAAAAACUAUAUAAUCAAAAUGUCAGCCCUGGAAGAGGCCUCUGAAGUCCCAUAGUCCAACUGAAAUGUAAGUCAUUGCUACAACAGCCCUUGCAGCCUCUCCUUGAAGAUGUCCAGUAAUGGAGAACCAAAUGUCUUCAAAGGCGUUGGCUUCCACUUUGUGACCAUUCUAAUCGAAGAAUGUUUUUACCUACCUUGAGCCGAAGUCCAAUUCUCUGAUCCCAGUUUUGCUUUCUGGGGCCAACCAGAACUAGUUGAAUCCACAUAGUAGCACUUCCAUGUAAUGGACCAUCAAUGACUAGAAGACAAUGACCAUGCCUCCUCUCUGUUUUCUCUUCUCUAGGCUGAAAACCCUCAUUUCCUUCAAUCCUUUGACCAUCCUGGUCACCCUCCUCUGAAAGAGCUCCAGCUUAUCAGUGGGGUUAUGUCAUUGAAACAGGGAGCUCCCAGAUAAGGGACCAGCAAAUUCUCUGUAACUUCCACUCCUGAUCCAUUUCCCAGUGUACUAAGAUGUCAACUAUUUUGUCUAAGGGUAAUAGAACGAGCACUCGGCUUGAAUCCCAUGGCCUGGGUUUGAGGAGCUGGGGCUCCUCCAUUUACUAGGUGAAUGAAGACAAUGAAAGACGGAAUAUGUCCGGUCGAUAAAGUCCAUUGCCUAAAGUGGAAUGUGAACCAUUGCCGUGGGGACAAUGAGUGCAAAGGAAAAUUAAAAUGUUGCCAGUACAACUGUGGAUUUAUAUGCUUGGAUCCCCAGACAGUGAAAGAGGUGAAUGAUAAAGAAACCGGGCCCAAUGAGUGCUGGCAACAAGCCCUGCAUCCAGGAAGACUGCGGUUCCCAGUUGAACUCCAAGCCUACCUUCUCUACUCCAUCCACUCAGCCUGCCCAGCCCACUGUGCUUAGAUCUCAGAGGAUUGGCUAAAGUCUCCUAUAGAUUGAUAGUAAUUCUACCCGAACCCCUGAAAUGAAAAAAUAUGAAUAUUUUUAAAAUAAAAAAUAUUUUUAAAUGA